AUGAACACUAAUUCAGCUUCUUUCAAAAGCAUUCUCGCGGGUGUCCAAAAACUUCGUAAUGCCCAUGAUACCAACGAUGGAAAUUCCGCCAAUCCUGCUACUUCUAAGGCUCCCAUCGAACCCAGACCAGUUAAGUCUCCUUCAAGACCCGUGCCAGUUGCAAACCGGGAUACGCCGGUUGUCAAUGCGUUCAACCAGCGCAAGAAUGAAGAAGAAGCUGCACACCAAGUUUCUCAGGUCGAAGAGCGUAAACGCAAAUGGUCAAAAGUAUCACCAAACCCCACAUCUGGAGCUUCUGGCAAGGAAAAAAAUGUGCUUGUCAGUGUAUCACAACGCGGAAAUCCGCUUCUGAGUAGUCUGACCAAUACGAGCUGGCGCUAUGUGUCACCAUCGGGGGGAAACAAAAUAUAUUACGAUUAUUGCGUACAGGGUCGCAAUAUAGUAUUUCUAUCCCUGAAGUACCACAAACUGCAUCCUGAGUAUAUUUCAAAAAAGAUUCAACCACUGGUCAAGCUCAAGAACAAUGUGUUGAUUUGUGUAGUCGACGUCGAAAGUUCCGAAAACAUACUCAAGGAUCUCAAUAAAGCGUGCAUGUUCAACGGAUUUGCUCUUUUGCUCGCCUUCAACUUCGAGCAAGCUGCGAAAUAUAUUGUCUUCAUGAACAAAUGA
This is a messenger RNA of Lachancea lanzarotensis, 669 nucleotides long. It is a transcript of the gene RAD10, whose product is annotated as LALA0S01e00936g1_1. The record is from RefSeq and is a predicted model, not a curated record. Lineage: Eukaryota; Fungi; Ascomycota; Saccharomycetes; Saccharomycetales; Saccharomycetaceae. The transcript has a single exon. Gene Ontology annotation, biological process: nucleotide-excision repair; UV-damage excision repair; meiotic mismatch repair. Gene Ontology annotation, molecular function: single-stranded DNA binding; damaged DNA binding. Bases 1 to 669 code for a protein of 222 amino acids. Gene Ontology annotation, cellular component: nucleus; nucleotide-excision repair factor 1 complex; ERCC4-ERCC1 complex.